GACAUCGGGCACCCGGGGUGCCCCCGAGGGCGGCGGCCGGGGGCGGUGACAUCCCCAGGCCCCGCCCCUGGCGCCGCCACCUCCCCGAAUGACCCCCGAGAGUCCCCCCCGAGGGUGCGCAGAGUGUCCCCAGCGCGUCCCCGCAGCGUUCCCGGAGUGUCCCCGCGGUGUCCCCAGAGACCAUGGAGAGCCCCCAGAGCGCCGAGCUGUCCCCGUCCCUGCUGGAGUCGCUGGUGGCCGUGGUGGCCACCCUGGGCGAGCUGGCGGCCGCCGUGGCGGGUCGAAUGGGGACGUCCAGCUGGCCGUGUCCCCGGGGGUCCCUGCACAAGGGCCUGGUGGCCUUCAUCGAUCACCUCCGAGAUGCCCUGGACCACCAGGGGAGCACCCGCCUGGGCCAGGCCCUGGCCGCCCUCAGGGCCGCCCAGGGGGCCACCUGGGCCCAUGUGGCAGCCGAGGCCACCGCCUGGCGGGACUCGGUGGCCGAGGUGGCGGACAAAUGGACCCGGGUGGUCAGGGAGGCCACCGAGCUCUGUAACGCCUGCGCGCACGCGGCCACCGCCGAGGCCGCCGCCGAGGCCACCGCCGCGGCCACCGCGGGGGACCGGGGGGACAAGAUGGCCCACUGGGGCACGGCCACGGACAGCCUGGUGGCCACGAGCCGGCAGCUGCUGGAGGCCCUGGGCAAGGCCCUGGGCAAAGCCCUGGACAAGGCCCUGGCCCAGGGCCUGGACAAGGCCUCCUUGGCCUCAGCAGUGGCCGAGUACGAGACCGAGGUGGCCGCGGCCACCGACAAGGUGGCGACGGCCACCAAGGCCAUGGAGGAGGCCACGGUGGCCACCAGCAAGGCGAGGGCGGCCGCCACGAGCAAGCGGCGAGCGGAGGUGGCCCUGGGGCCGCUGGGGCGCUUGGUGGCCGCGUGCGCCAAGGCCACGGCGCUGCCCCGGGAGCUGCUGCGCCGGCUCGGGGCCAUCGAGGCCACCCUGGACGGGGCGCGGGCCACCAACGCGGCGUCCCCCGACGUCCCCGAGGCCGCGGUGGCCGCGGUGGCCGAGGCCGAGCGGCUGUGGCGAGCCAGCUCCAGCCUGGCCACGCGGCGCCUGCUGGGGACCCUCGGGCUCGUCCGCGACCUCCUGCUGGGCGGCCCCGGUGGCCCCGGCGGCGCCGAGGUGGCCCAGAGGUGCCGGGAGGCCAUCGAGAGCAUCCCGGGGCUGCUGCGGGCGCCGUGACGUCACCGCCGUGACGUCAUGGAGGCGGUGACGUCAUCGGGCCGAGGCGUCGCUGGUGUCACUUGUCCCCUCCCCCUCCCCCCGCUGUGGGGUUGGAGCAGAAUUUGGGGAAUUUGGGGGGAUUUUCAUUAAAAUUG
Molecule: messenger RNA, 1363 nt
Organism: Corvus hawaiiensis (hawaiian crow)
Lineage: Eukaryota; Metazoa; Chordata; Aves; Passeriformes; Corvidae
Exons: 2
Coding region: 183-1226 (347 amino acids)
Source: RefSeq, a predicted model, not a curated record